Molecule: messenger RNA, 373 nt
Organism: Meloidogyne enterolobii
Lineage: Eukaryota; Metazoa; Nematoda; Chromadorea; Rhabditida; Meloidogynidae
Source: the annotation of a GenBank genome assembly
AAUGGAGAAUCUGUUAACUUCUGCUGAGUUUGCUUUUACAAAAACGAAGCUUUCUGUCCAAGAUCAAAAAAGCUCAUAUCCUAAACGGAAUCUCUUCAAAGGUCGCGAUUAUGGGAGGCUUCUUAAAAAAGUUGAAUCUAGGGAAGAAAUGCUGACUCAACUGCGAAAUAAAGAUGCAAGUAAGGCUGAAGAUGUUGCAACAAAGAUUGCAUGGGAAAAAGCUUUCCAGAUGGCUUCUGGUUUAAAAGUGAAGGUUUGUGAUAAUUCUAUAAUUUGUUUAUACAUUGUUAGGACAAUAUUUAACUUGAGAUUUGAUCUAAAUUCUGUGAUAUUGUUUAUAAAUUUUUUUGUAAUAUUGCCUCCGUGUGAAUGA